UAAAUUACACAAAUCCAUAAAGAGUUCUUGGGCAGAGUUGAACCCACCCAAGUCGUGUGCUAACUGCUACAAUCAAUCAAGUAUGGGGAAAUAACUUAUACAAUGAUGAUAUUUUGGGAAUAAAAAAUCGAUGGGCUUGGCCUUAAAGUGAGGUGCUGACCACUGUCUCCACCGGUUCAUUUUCAACGGGAAUAAUGUUCUUGUUGGGAUCUUCUUUUUGUGUAGCAGUUUUGAUUUCAGUUCUUUGAAUUAUUCCCUUAAUUUUUCUGUCAAUAUCUUUAUGUUCCUGCUAAUCUCUUUAUUGGACUUGUGUUCAUAUUAACUUUGCCACUAGUUUAAUUUUAUGGCCCAUUAGCUCAAAUCAUAUCACAAUCAGUAGUCUUUUAUCUAACAAUGCAGUUGAAUCUUUGAAGGCUUCUUUGUUAGGUAAGCAUAAUCUACAGAAAAAGGCAUAUUCCCAUGUGCAACACACACCAUAUGUUUGAGGAUAGUGCUCAGUGAAUUAUCUGAUUUUAGGCUUAUGCAUAUUAUCUGGCAUGCUAGUGUAACUACACCUAACAGCUGAUGACAAGAUUAGCUUGGUUAAUGUAUCUGCAUUGAAUAAUUAUAGCCCAAAUCUUAGCCGCACUAGCAGAGUGGAUUUCAUAGGAUUAAGUGCCUUUAUAGCAGUGGGGUGCUAAUGCAGAAUGUAUUAUUAAAACAGAAACACUGAAUUGACUUCUGAUAUAUGUGUAUGUUUGGACUGCUGAUAUGUUCUAUAUAGGUUGCUAAUAACCCGGUUAUACAUGCUCUAGUGAAAGAAGAACAUGGUCUAGGAUUGCUGGUGUUUUUGGCAAUAGGGUCCCUUGUUUAGAAUUUCUUAUUGGUCAUUUUAAAUCAGUGAUUAAACCAAAAGUGUUGGACACAACUCUGGAACAAUGAAUUAACUGAUGAUAUGUGUUUAUGUUCGGGGUGCUGCCAUGUUCUUCUAUAUAGGCUGCUAGUAUUCAGGUUUUAACCCAAAACUUCUUAUGUUUCUCUGGAAACAGUUAUCAAACUAACAGCCUUGGACAUGAGUCUAGAAGGUGAGACGAAGUGAUGCUAUAAGCUGCUAAGAUUAAGGUCAUAAUUCAAAGUUGUUGAUCCUUCCUUUGAAACAGAAACCAAACCAAUGAUGACAUAUUUGUAUGUUUGCGAUACAUACACUGCUAAUAUUCGGGUUCUAAUUCAACAUUCUAUCCUCUGAAAAGAGAAACCAAAACAACAGCCUUGGACACAUCUAGAACUCUGAAUGAGAUGAUGAUCGGGUUGUUCAUGCUUUAAUAAAAGAAGAGCAUGGUCUAGGAUAAUUUUUAACAUGGUAGUGGGUCCUCAUUGAAAAUUUCUUAUCCUUCCUCUCAAAACAAAUAUCGAACCAACAACAUCAGAUACAAGAGUUAGAACAGUACUGAAGGAACUGAUGAUAUAUGUGUGCUCCUCGAUGCUGCUAUUUUCUAUGUGGACUGCCAAAAUUUGUGUUGCAUAUGUUCUAAUGAAAGAAGAACUUGGUCCACCAUCUCUCCCAGCAAUUCUUUUAUAGUUUCUGGAUGGCCAUCCAAACUGAGUUGGAAAUCUACUCAUCAUGGUUACAACCCCAUAACAAAAAGAAAUUGUUUUUAGUGCCUCCUCCUAUCAUGGCCCCCAUUGAAUUUAUCUUUCGAAAAGAUCUGUUCCCACCAUCAUUCACACCAAUGCUCACUCAACUAUCUCUCUGCUUAUCUUGUUUUAUUGAUUUAUCAUGCACUGUGAUGAACAUAGAAAGGAGGGUAAGGAGGGUCUCAAUAAAGGAAAAUUUUAUUGCUCUUCCAUCUCCACCAUGGUCUUCAAAAGAACCAUGUUUCUUCUUCUACUUCAGAAUUUCCUUGUAAUAAGCUCUAGUCUGGUAAGCUUGGGUUAUCAGCACCACUCUGGUCACUCUUCACUCACAGACAAGGCUGCUCUUCUGGAAUUCAAGAAGGCCAUAGUAUCCGACCCGACUUUCGCACUUGCUAACUGGCAAGAGAGCAAUGAUGUAUGCAACUUCACAGGGGUCGUGUGCAAUACAAGGCAUCAUCGAGUAGCAAACUUAACCCUCAAUCGCACUGGCCUUGUGGGAUACAUUUCGCCCUUCAUUUCAAAUCUCACUGAGCUUCUUUGCCUACAGCUCGCUGAGAAUAAUUUCUCCAGCACUAUUCCACUUGAGAUAUCCUCUCUCCGGCGCCUUCGCUUUCUGAAGCUCCACAAUAACAACAUGCAAGGUUCAAUACCAGAAUCCCUUUCUCUUCUUCAUGACCUUGAAUUGUUACAUCUUUUUGGAAACAACUUGACUGGUCCAAUUCCAGCUUCCUUAUUCUCCAACUGCUCUAUGUUGCAAAAUGUAGACCUUUCUGGCAACCGUCUUACAGGAAAAAUUCCACCAGAGAUUGGAAAUUGUCCAUAUCUAUGGACCCUCAAUUUAUACAAUAAUCAAUUUACUGGACAAAUCCCUUUUUCCUUAACCAAUGCUUCAUACAUGUUUAAUUUGGAUUUUGAAUAUAACCAUAUUUCUGGUGAAUUGCCUUCAGAUAUCGUAGUGAAAUUGUAUCGGCUUGUUUAUCUUCAUAUAUCUUACAAUGAUAUGGUUAGUCAUGAUGCCAAUACUAAUCUUGAUCCCUUCUUUGCCUCCCUUGUAAACUGCUCUUCUCUUGAGGAGCUUGAAAUGGAAGGUAUGAGCCUUGGAGGAAAAUUGCCAAAUUUCAUGGGUCAACUUGGUGUUAAUCUAACAAAUCUUGUUCUGAAUGGCAACCAAAUAUCUGGAUCAAUACCUCCGAGUUUAGGGAAUUUCUCCAUACUUACGAGCCUGAAUUUAUCAUCGAAUCUAUUAAGUGGAACAAUUCCGCUAGAGUUCAGUGGAUUGUCAAACUUGCAACAGCUUAUCUUGUCACACAACAGUCUCAAUGGUUCCAUUCCAAAAGAAUUAGGGAAUAUAGGAGGUCUGGGUCAUUUGGAUUUAUCUCACAACAACCUAUCAGGCAACAUACCAGAGAGUAUAGGGAAUUUGUUUCAGUUGAAUUAUCUGUUCCUCAACAACAAUAACCUCUCAGGAGCAGUACCUCGAAGUUUAGGACAUUGCAUUGAUCUGAACAAGCUUGACUUCUCCUACAACAGAUUGACAGGGGGCAUCCCUCCAGAAAUAUCAAGUUUGCUCGAGAUCCGAAUAUUCCUGAAUCUUUCACAUAAUCUUCUCGAAGGGCCUUUGCCAAUUGAGCUCAGCAAGCUGCAAAAUGUCCAGGAGAUAGAUCUCUCGUCGAACAACUUCAAUGGAAGUAUCUUCGACCCAAUAUUAAAUUGUAUUGCCUUAAGAUUGUUAAAUUUCUCGCACAAUGCUCUUGAAGGGCCGCUUCCUGAUUCCUUGGGUGAUUUCAAGAACCUGGAGGUCUUUGAUGUUUCAAAGAACCAAUUGUCUGGAAAGAUCCCAACAACCCUCAAUAGAACCCGCACGCUCACCUUUCUGAAUCUUUCAUAUAACAACUUUGAUGGGCAGAUUCCCUCCGGUGGCAUCUUUGCUUCAGUUACAAAUCUUUCCUUCUUAGGCAAUCCGAAUCUUUGUGGCUCAGUUGUUGGCAUACCCACUUGCCGUAAGAAGCGAAACUGGUUACAUUCACACAGGUUUGUGAUUAUUUUCUCAGUUGUGAUAUCUAUAUCUGCAUUCUUAUCAACUAUAGGUUGUGUUAUUGGCUGCCGAUAUAUCAAGAGAAUUAUGUCCUCUGGGAGGUCUGAAACAGUGAGAAAAUCAACACCAGACUUGAUGCACAAUUUCCCAAGAAUGACAUACAGAGAACUGUCAGAGGCCACUGGAGGAUUUGAUGAUCAGAGACUAAUUGGCUCAGGGAGUUACGGACGUGUCUUCAAGGGAGUUCUUUCAGAUGGAACUGCCAUAGCAGUCAAGGUGUUACAGUUGCAAACUGGCAAUUCCACCAAGAGUUUUAACAGAGAAUGCCAAGUCUUAAAGAGGAUCCGCCAUAGGAACCUGAUAAGAAUCAUCACAGCUUGCAGCCUACCUGAUUUCAAAGCCCUUGUCCUUCCUUUUAUGGCAAAUGGGAGCUUGGAUAGCCGUCUCUAUCCACACUCAGAGACAGGUUUGGGUUCGGGUUCUUCAGAUCUGAGCCUCAUCCAGAGGGUGAACAUCUGCAGUGAUAUAGCUGAAGGGAUGGCUUAUCUGCAUCACCACUCCCCAGUCAGAGUCAUACACUGUGAUCUAAAGCCGAGCAAUGUACUUCUUAACGAUGAAAUGACAGCUCUGGUUUCGGAUUUUGGGAUCUCAAGAUUGGUUUCAACAGUGGGAAAUGCUGGAGGUGUUGAGCACAUGGGAAAUUCUACUGCCAAUAUGCUUUGUGGAUCCAUUGGAUACAUUGCACCAGAAUACGGGUACGGAGCCAACACAACUACAAAAGGAGAUGUUUACAGCUUUGGCAUACUAGUUCUUGAGAUGGUGACCAGAAAAAGGCCUACAGAUGACAUGUUUGUUGGGGGACUGAACCUGCACAGAUGGGUGAAGAGUCACUACCAUGGAAGAAUGGAAAGGGUGGUAGAUUCAUCACUGUUGAGAGCUUCCACAGCUCAGCCUCCUGAAGUGAAGAAAAUGUGGCAAGUCGCCAUUGGAGAACUGAUCGAAUUAGGCAUUCUUUGCACGCAGGAGUCUUCCUCUACUAGGCCUACAAUGCUGGAUGCUGCCGAUGACUUAGAUCGCCUCAAACGCUACCUCACCGGCGACAGUACCACCGCCACAUUUGCCUCUUCUCUUGGAAUUUCGUCUUCGACCCUCGAUGAUGAUGACCAACUGUCUCUAAUUUGAUGUACAUAUCUUAGAAUAUCAUAAAUAAAACUGUAUUUUAUGACGUUAAUAUCAGAUGAUAAAAAAUAUCUAUGUGACAUAAUAAAUCAUUAUCUAACGUUAAUAUUUAUUUA
This is a messenger RNA of Vitis vinifera (wine grape), 4944 nucleotides long. RefSeq names its product putative leucine-rich repeat receptor-like serine/threonine-protein kinase At2g24130. Lineage: Eukaryota; Viridiplantae; Streptophyta; Magnoliopsida; Vitales; Vitaceae. The transcript is spliced from 2 exons. Bases 1757 to 4831 code for a protein of 1024 amino acids. Gene Ontology annotation, molecular function: ATP binding; protein binding; protein kinase activity. The record is from RefSeq and is a predicted model, not a curated record. Gene Ontology annotation, biological process: hormone-mediated signaling pathway; protein phosphorylation. Gene Ontology annotation, cellular component: plasma membrane.